CGUAAAAUAAAUUAUGAAAAUUGGAAAGAUAUAAGUAAUAAGAGGCUGAGAAAUAGUGGAGAAGCAUAUUCAGGAAGAAAUGGAAAAGUUGUACAUAAAAAAAAUGCUCCAGAAACGAGUUUCAACUGCGCUUGUUAUCUACAGUGCUCAAGCUUCAAAUUGGAGACUAUUCAGAAGCAUUUCUCUCAAUUUUAUCAAAUGGACUAUGACAAGCAAACAAAUUUUUUACGCUCUUUAAUCGAAUUGAAAGAACCGCAAAGAAGAAGAGUUUCAGAGAGCACAUCACGUCGAAAUCUAACUGUGAACUAUUUUCUACCACAGCACAAUGAGAGAAAAGUGAGAGUGUGCAAACAAAUGAUUUGUCAUACCUUUCAAGUGACCCAACGAAGACUACAAAUUUUAGUUGAAAAACUGAAGGCGGGAGAUAGUUUGAGUGAUCAGCGCGGACGGCAUGAUAAUCGGCCGAAUAAAACCGUUAAUGCUGAAAAGAAAAGUGUCAUGGAACACAUAGAAAGCUUUCCUUGUCAAGAAAGUCACUACAGUCGUUCUAGUUCAAAAAAAUUGCCUCCAUCCAGAUUUAACUAUUACAAAAAUGUUUAAAUUAUUCAAGGAAAAAUAUCCAGAUAGCACUAUAAGUUAUAAUACAUACAGAGAUAUAUUUAACGCAGAAUUCAGUUUGCGAUUUGGAUUACCAAGGUCCGACACUUGUAAGCUCUGCGAUAAGUAUUAUAUAGAAACGAUUGCCGCUGAAGACCAGAAUAAAAUAAGAUGCAUAGAGAAACUGGCAGAGGCACAUCACAAAAAGGCUGAAAAAGCAUAUUCUAAGCUGAGUGAUGACACAAAGUCAGCUUUAGGCAGUUCCCAUAUUGUUGCGCUCUGCGUUGACUUACAGCAAGUGAUUUAUACUCCAAAUCUCACACAUACGGACGUCUUUUAUCAGCGGCAGUAUUCGAAUUACAACUUCGCUAUACAUAAUUUGGGGCAAAAUACUAUUGACAUGUACACUUGGCAUGAAACAGUUGCAAAAAGGGGUGCAGCUGAAAUCGCUUCAUGUAUUUUAAGACACAUCACUUCCACCUACGCUAUUUUAAAAGCUGGAGAUGUGAGAAAAUUAAUUAUUUGGUCCGACAGAUGUGUGGGUCAAAAUAAUAAUUGGACCAUGAUCGCCUUAAUUUACCAUCUAAUAAAAAUGAAAUACUUUUCUGAAGCUAAUCAGAAAUUUUUAGUUUCUGGACACAGCUUUUUACCGUGUGAUAGAGAUUUCUCUCUAAUUGAAAGGAAAAAGAAAACAGUGCGGAUUUAUACCACAGAAGAUGUUCACGAAAUGAUUAAAUCAGCUAAGCCUUCUAACCCUUUCAGGGUGCAUCAAAUGCUUCAAAUUGACUUUAAAAACUUUGAUGUUCUCAUAAAAAAUUUAAACAAAAAUACGUGCAAAAUAACCGAAGGUAGAUGGCUACAAAUUACUGCAGAUGACAUGCAAGUUUUACGUCUCAGAAUGAAUCACAGUACUGGCGAACCAUGGCAUUGUCACAGCUUAAGGAAAAAGUCGAAAUGUCAGCAGAAAUAUGCGCGAGAUAUAUUACGUCCAUAUGAAUUACCAGUUCUUCGAAAGAAACCAAUAGCGAUUUCUGCUGAAAAGAAAAAAGACUUGUUAGUAAUGGCGGUCUAUUUGCCCAAUCAAGAUGCUGAGUUUUAUAGGGCCAUUUGUAGUUAA
Molecule: messenger RNA, 1714 nt
Organism: Bactrocera tryoni
Lineage: Eukaryota; Metazoa; Arthropoda; Insecta; Diptera; Tephritidae
Exons: 2
Coding region: 593-1714 (373 amino acids)
Source: RefSeq, a predicted model, not a curated record